AGAUCUCUACAUGUGGUAGACUGGCUGCAGGAUGGGGUGCCGGUGGUGGCUGGGAUGAGUCUAAAGCACUGACCGGAGGAUGGCAGCCUGUGACAGGGAGAUAGUGUAUCACAAGGACAGCUCCCAGAGUGAAGAUAUUGAUGAGUGGGACGAUGCUGCUCUUAUUAAAUCCUAUGAAAAGGCUGUCCAAUCUUUCCAGGAUAUGCUUAGGUGCAGUGAUAAGAAUCGGAGACAAGAAGGAGCCACUGCACCUGGUGAUACCCAAAAAGAUUGUCAACGAGAAACACCUAGAGAAUCAGAGUGGGACAGAGAUGGCUACAGGGAUCACCCAAAAGAUGACGGAGAGAAGUGGAGCAAGAAAAAGAAGGCGCAGCCUCCUCCACCUCUCACCCACGCAACCACACAGCCUCGCUGCCUUGUAUCCAAAUGGAAGGUGGGAGACCCUUGUAGUGCUGUUUGGUCAGAAGAUGGAUGUGUCUAUCCUGCAACAGUAAAAUCCAUUGAUAGAGAAACAAGGACGUGUGUGGUGCAGUAUAAUGGCUAUGGAAAUACGGAGAGGCAUCAGCUGGAUGAAAUAGUGUCUGUGGGGAGUAGUGGGGAUAGCACCCCACCUGUUAAACAGUGGAAGGAUGAGGAAGACACCGAUUGGCUGUACACAAGGAGGAGUUCUACCUCUUCACCUGACUUAUCCCGCAAUUGGAGGAAACAAGGGAAGAAGUCUGAGUGGAUGUACGCUUUUCCACCUCCGCCACCGCCUCCACCUCCCCCUCCACCACCUCCACCUUCAUUACCUCCUCCACCACCUCCUAAGGGCUGCUUUUGGCCACCACCGCCACCUCCUGUGAGAGCUCAUCUUCCUGCCUGGCACAAUUGGCCCCCUUCAGCACCCCUUCCCCCACCUCCACCACCACCCCCUUUCUUCAGCACAGAGUGGGAGGAUUAUGAUGAAGAGGAACAAGAGGAUGAAGAUGUAUUAGCUUGUAUGCUUAUGGCUUGGUACAUGACUGGAUAUCACACUGGAUUUUACAAGGGGCUAAAACAGGGUCGCGCUGAAGCUUUGAGACCCAACCUUAAAAAAGGAUCCAGAAGAAAAUAGCGUGAUCAGGACAAAAUGAUUAUCUCUCCCAUGGAGAAGGCAGGAUGCUUGACUAAGUUCCUCUAUGCCCCUAUGGACAGCCUCCUCCGCCUCCCUUUACCCAUCUCCGUAUAAAUGCUCACAGAUGUUGAGAAACCCAGAUAUUAAAUAAAAUAUAAAAAAUGAAGUGCUAUAAUA
This is a messenger RNA of Bufo bufo (common toad), 1273 nucleotides long. RefSeq names its product survival motor neuron protein-like. Gene Ontology annotation, cellular component: cytoplasm; nucleus. The record is from RefSeq and is a predicted model, not a curated record. Gene Ontology annotation, biological process: mRNA processing. The transcript has 10 exons. Gene Ontology annotation, molecular function: RNA binding. Lineage: Eukaryota; Metazoa; Chordata; Amphibia; Anura; Bufonidae. The coding region runs from base 80 to 1096 and encodes 338 amino acids.